Messenger RNA from Anopheles funestus (African malaria mosquito), 4529 nucleotides. Its product is annotated as Bloom syndrome protein homolog. The transcript is spliced from 4 exons. Gene Ontology annotation, cellular component: chromosome; cytoplasm; nucleus. Gene Ontology annotation, molecular function: nucleic acid binding; four-way junction helicase activity; 3'-5' DNA helicase activity. Lineage: Eukaryota; Metazoa; Arthropoda; Insecta; Diptera; Culicidae. Gene Ontology annotation, biological process: double-strand break repair via homologous recombination; DNA replication. The record is from RefSeq and is a predicted model, not a curated record. Bases 81 to 4460 code for a protein of 1459 amino acids.
GCGCACUUCAGUAAACAAUGAAGUGCUCCAGAGGAAUCACCCGAAAGAAUGCAAAAAAAGCUUGAACAAAAGUCUGUAAAAUGUCGAAAAAACCCAUACCUUCGUCAAACCGUGCGGAACCGAUGAAACAGAUGAGCUUAAAAAGUUUCAUCUCCAAAAAGGACAAACCAUCUACCAGUGAAGAAUCGUGCACACCGACCGAGACAGAGCCGCAAAUAAGUUCCACCACACCCUGCGAUCAGACAAAGAUUACAUACUCACCAAGCAUUUUUAAACCGAAAGUUCCCUUGGCUAAAAAAGCUCCCACAAUUGUUAAUUUAGUGAACAGUGAUUCGGAUGACUCGAACAGAUCACCUGCUAAACCGGUUCGGGAUGACGAGCUGGUCAGACGGCUUCCUCCGCGAAACAUUUUCAUAGAGCAAAUAGAAGCACAAGAGAAAUCACCUGGCGUGAACGGUUACGAUGAGUUUGACUUUAUGGUGGAAAAGAGCAGCACUACGCUGAAACCAAUCAAUUACGAUCCGCUGGAGCUUAACCUUGCAACGGACAAGCGAUAUCUGGCGGCGACGAAAAAGCUGGAAGAGAAUCUUCACAAGCUUGCCGGGACCAACAGUCCGGUUAAGCUGCCUAAGUUUGAGUUCAAGCAACAGAAGGCAGGCCGCAUAUCGUUGGAGUUUAACAAACACAAUGUGUUUGGUGGAUCAUUCGAAGAUUCGGUGGACGAUGAUGAAGAUUUUGAGUGCAAGAAACAAACUCACUCUACUUCCACUCCCAUCGCUGGUCCGGGGUCUGCCGGUGUAGUACCGAGUAGCAAACCGAGUACGACGUCGGUAAAGCAAAACAAGGACACUACCUCAGCAUUGGAACGGUUGCUAAGCCCCGACAAAGGACUGGGAAGUAUUCGGUUCGAUGAGGCAUUAACCACCUACCUGGAUGAGAUAACAAGCAGUGCUGGUUUUAAGGCAAAAACAACGCAAGAACGCGACAUUCGAAAGAAUGUACAGUUUCUCGAGAAAGCACAGCUAGGAUUAUUGAACCACUUUUAUGAUCUGUUUGCACAGGUCCCCGGUGAAAGCUUCCGACAGAUUGAUAAAAGUUUUAACGUAGCUUGCUUUGAACGGUUGAAAUCAACCAUUGGUACGAUACGGGGAAAGAUACACGUGUACGAUCGAGUACUGUCCAGCAAACAACGGUUGUCGCAAGCGAACCCGUUGAAUACUCCCACUGCCACUGAAAACACUCUGACGAGACCGAAACCAGUACCACCUGGCUCAAGUACGCCCGUUACCGGUGUGCCAAUCGUCUAUGAGCUACCGUUCGAGGAACAAACCACGCUUGAUUGUACUGAUGUUAUUGAAAGCACAUUGCCCCACUCAGAACCAAGUCGUAAAGAUAGUUUAACAUCGACACCAUCCAGGUUUGCAGAACUCGAGAAGGAAUUUGGAUUGAAAAAGCUGGAAGAACCAGCCAAUUUUUCAUUCAAACCGACUGAUAUAUCCCGUGGAGCGGUUGGUGUUACGAAAGCUGCCAGCACUGGAGGCACAUUUGUGUUCAAAAAGCCAAUCGCCAGUACGCUCGUGAGCAACCUAGACACUACACCAAGUGUUGAUUUGACGAAGAAGUACACCGAGGAAAGAAAAACGGUUUCGUCGCCCUUCCAAGCAAAUGGCUUCAUAGAGGAAGAUGAUCUGGUAGAUGACGAGGACAUACUGAUCAGCAUUCGGGAGGAGCAGCUGAAGGACCAAGGACGAUCGUUCCAAACAAAUCUUAGCACCGUUAACCUGAUCACACCGGACACAUCGUUACGACGGUCCGAUCCUCCACGGAUAACUUUCCCCGUGGAGCCGGAUCCUCCCGUACCGGCUCGCAAUACACAGUUUAUUGAAAACAUUAACACUCAGCUCGAUGAUGACGGGUGGCAGGUGUAUGAUCCAUCGAUGUACGAUGAUUCGCUGGAAGAAUUGGCUGCGCCAACUACGAACCCACUGCCAUGCUCCGGAUCUUCAUCAUCGGGAAUAACGGCUCCCAGCACGGACAUCGGUCGGUUUCACGAAGGUAUACGAAACGAUGGCAUAACGGGCGAGUUCGAUGGUAUGUCUUAUCCGCACUCAGCACGGUUACAGGUCGCUUUUAAGGAAACGUUCGGUUUGCGAACGUUCCGACCAAACCAGCUCCAGGUAAUCAAUGCCACGCUCCUGGGUAUCGACUGUUUUGUGCUGAUGCCAACUGGUGGCGGAAAAUCGCUUUGUUAUCAGCUACCGGCAAUUCUGACGGUUGGUCUCACGAUUGUGGUCAGUCCACUGAAAUCGCUCAUACUCGAUCAGGUGCAAAAGCUAAACUCACUCGACAUUGCGGCCGGUCAUCUAUCCGGGGAGGCUAAUGUUGCUGACGUGCAGCGUAUCUACGACGAUCUGUACAGCAGUUGCCCGGAGUUAAAGUUGCUUUACGUGACACCGGAGAAAAUUAGUUCCUCGGCUAAAUUUCAAAACCUCCUCACUGCCCUCUAUCGACGCGGAUUGCUCGGACGGAUUGUGAUCGAUGAGGCACACUGUGUGUCCGCCUGGGGUCACGAUUUUCGACCAGACUAUAAAAAACUCUCCGUACUGCGGGAACAAUUCCCCACCGUUCCGAUCAUCGCCCUAACGGCAACGGCCAAUCCACGCGUACGGAUGGACAUUCUUACUCAGCUCAAGUUGGCCCGCGAUACGCGUUGGUUUUUGUGCAGUUUUAAUCGUCCCAACCUAAAGUAUCUGGUACUGCCGAAGAAAGGUGUUUCGACGAAGGCGGAAAUGAUCGAGCUGAUACGGAAGCGGUUUCCACGCGACACCGGUAUCGUGUACUGUUUGUCGAAGAAGGAAUGUGACCAGCUGGCGGAUGAGUUCCGACGGGCGGGCAUUAAGGCCAAGAGUUAUCACGCCGGUUUAACCGAUAGUGUGCGAGAAACGAACCAAAAGGAAUGGAUCGGCGAUCGUAUAAAGGUCGUAUGCGCUACGAUCGCUUUCGGCAUGGGUAUCGAUAAGCCGGACGUACGGUACGUGCUGCACUACUGCAUGCCCAAAUCCAUCGAGGGAUACUACCAGGAAUCGGGACGGGCCGGACGGGACGGUGAAAUUGCAACCUGCAUUUUGUACUAUAACUAUUCGGACAUGUUACGCUAUCGGAAAAUGAUGGACAAUGAUACGACCAUUUCGCUCGAAGCGAAACAGAUUCAUAUGAACAAUCUUUUCCGGAUGGUAAACUAUUGCGAAAACGUUACUGAUUGUCGGCGGACGCAGCAGCUUGAGUACUUUGCCGAAUACUUUACCAGCGAACAGUGUCUGUCGAAUCGUGCGACCGCAUGCGACAACUGUCUGAUGCAGGGCAACUACAAGACGCUUAAUGUGACCGAAGAUUGCAUCAUGAUAGCGAAAGCGGUCCGUGAUCUUUGCGGUGGCCGAAACCGGUUCACUCUACUGCAUCUGGUGGAAGUGCUGAAGGGGAGUGAGAAUAAAAAAGUGCUAGAAAACGGUCACAAUCGCACGGUGUACCACGGGAAGCUAAAGUCCUGGGAACGCUGUGACAUCCAGCGGUUGCUACGAAAGCUCGUAAUCGAUGAGUACCUCAAGGAAGAUCUGAUCUUUAGCAACGAUAUACCGCAGGCUUAUCUGCGCAUCGGCGGCAAGAUUGAAACACUCGUGAACCGGCGUGUACGUGUGGAAUUCUCGAUCAAGGAAAAACUGGCCGGCCGUGGCAAACUAACCAAGCCUGCGGACGUUCCGGCAGCAGCGGCACAGGAAUCGACCCAGAUUAGCCUGCAGCUGAAGGAUCUGCAGAGUCGGUGCUACAACGAUCUGCUGGAAAUUUGCCGCGCGAUUGCAAUGCAAAAGAACGCAACGCUGGCAUCGAUCAUGAACAUUCAGGCACUGAAGGCGAUGUCGGAAAAGUUGCCCGAAUCGCCGGGCGAGAUGUUAACCCUGCCGCACGUUACCAAGGCUAACUUCGAGAAGUACGGCAAGCAGCUGCUGGAAAUAACGCAAAACUAUGCCGCCGAGAAGCUGAUGCUGAUGAUGGACACGCAGGACCAGCAGGAAGCGGCCGACGCUGAACCAAGUGGAACGGACGAUAGCGACGGUAGUGCGGUCGGUGACGAUAAUACCGAUUGGGGCAUGUUGGCAAGAACACCAUCACAGGGCGGUACGGGACGGGGUGGCUACAAGCGCCGAAGCAACUGGGGAGCGGGAGCAGCAAAGGCGAAAAAGUUCCGUAAAACUACCACCCGGCGAAAGGGGACCACUGCGAGUAAACGGGGAGGAAUGACAACGGGGAGCACCAGUGGGCGAGGAGCGAAAAGGGGAGGAGUAGCAGCCGGGACGUCGAGCAAACGCGGAGCCAGAACGAACACCCGUGCGCCUCCAAGGGGUGGUGCAGGUGGCAGUAGCGGCAGUGGUUUCGGGUUACUUCCAAUGCCGGGCGGUUACUAGGUUUAGUUGCGAUGAGAUUAUGUUAUAGUUGUGAGUGAAUAAAAUCGGUCAGUACUGGUUUAUACCUUA